Molecule: messenger RNA, 2083 nt
Organism: Micropterus salmoides (largemouth bass)
Lineage: Eukaryota; Metazoa; Chordata; Actinopteri; Centrarchiformes; Centrarchidae
Product: placenta-specific gene 8 protein-like
Exons: 5
Coding region: 229-543 (104 amino acids)
Biological process (GO): positive regulation of transcription by RNA polymerase II
Source: RefSeq, a predicted model, not a curated record
GUGUAAAGGAUAUAAAACUGUUGAAAUUUAUUAUAGUAUUGUAGGCUUGGUGAAGGUGUGUUUAGUGAUCUCUUUGCUCUGGACAAUAAAAGUGACAAAGUCCAAUGUGAGUCACCUGCUUUAAACGGUUAUAAAAACUCACAUUGCCUCCACUCUCAAUCUGUCAUCUGGGAGCCUUCUUCAUCAUUUUCACCGUCCUUCAACUCUCCAACCAUCUGAGAAUUAACCAUGGCUGUGACCAACCAACCAGGCAGAUAUGAACCCUCUGACUUCCAGACCGGCCUGUGUGAUUUCUGCGAUGACUGUGGAACAUGCUGCUACGGUCUGUUCUGCUAUGUGUGCCUUGGCUGUACUAUUGCCAGUAACAUGGAUGAGUGCUGCCUGUGUGGUCUGGGCAUGCCCAUCCGCAGCGUCUACAGGACCAGAUACAACAUCAAUGGGUCACUGUGUAACGACUUUAUGGUGACCUGGUGCUGUCCAGUCUGUGCCACCUGCCAACUGAAGAGAGAUAUUGACCGGAGGAAGGAGCAAGGCAUUUUCUGAAUGUAUGCUGUUACGACAACAAGCUGUAAAUCUGCUGGAUUGCUGGAAACAUUUGUAGUUAGAGCCCAAUCUCAUUCUCGUUUACAUUUUUUGAUUAGGUGGUAUACAGUAUAAUAUAACAAAUAUAUAUUUAACGGUGCUAUAAAUUGAGUAUCCUUGUGAUUUUUAAAGGCGUCCUGAUUUACUGCUUCUUUUACUUUAUGUGUCUUGUGUUUUAUUGUCCUGAUAGCAGUUGACUGGAAAAUUGUUGUUGAUUUAAGGUGGUGUAAGCGAUACAGCAAGUAGGGUUGGUGUUUCUGCAUAAUCUUAAAUUACACAUUAGAUCAAUUAGGGCUAAACUGUCUAAUACUUUUGGGGAAAUCCUAAAUUUAAAAUUUUCACUUUUGAGACUUUUACAUGUAAGUUUAUAUGACUCAGUCUCUCCGACUUUAAUCCGUUUGCCUUUGAAAGCCAUGUGAACGUUUUCAAGGUAAUUUAAUUGUCAUUUUACAACAGGGUUAUAAAAAGAAAUUCUGUUUGCAACUCCCUUUUGUUACAUGGCAGACAAUAAACACUUAAUAGGCCUGUAGGGGAGUAAUUUGAGCCUGUGGGGAAGUUGAGUCACCCCUUGAUUCUCAGCAACAAUAGACUAAAUUGGAAACUGGUCAUGUGAGCACACAUUUUUGAAGAGUCAUCCGUUUAACUCACACUGUGAUGGAGAUAGGCCCAUGGAAUAAGUGAUAAUUAAUUACAUCAAGGAAACUCAUUCUCAGGAUGUUGAGAGAUCAAGAAAACAUCAUGUAAGAAGAGGCUCAGAUGUCGUCACAGAUGAAUCGCGACCAUAUGGACAUGCCCGAACAGAUGCAGUGGAAGAGAAGAACAUUUUAAAGUAAUUGAAUGGGAAUACUGUUUGGGCAGUAUGAGAAUCCCUUGUCACUGUUUACAGUUCAGAGGGCGGCGAUCCAUCUUGAUGCAUCUUUUUUUCAGUGAUUUCUGGAUAAUAAGCAUUGAAUUUGCACAUUAAAAUCCAAAAGAAAUGCCUCCUCAAUUGCUUAAGAGGACUAGUUAACAUCCCUGAUUAACUUUACUAGCCUAAGCUCCUCCGUGGUCACCAGCGUCCUUCCUUUAACAACCAGUUAUUAGAAUACUCUGGAAACUCAAAUAUAGUUUAACUUAACUAUCAGGAUGUACAGUAUGUGUCCAGGACAUCAGUUUAGCUUGGAUCUCAUUCCUCGACAAGAUAGGUAGUAAUGACAUGCAACUAAUCAACAUUACUCUCUUACUAAUUUAGCUUAACAUUACAUUGCAGCUGGCAAACACACUCGCUUUGCACACACAGGGAGCCAAAACAGCAAUGAGUGUUGCUGCACUGUGUGCCGGUGAAAGUCAACAGCGUCGCAGUCAUAUAGACGGGUUUCUUGUAUACAAAAACUACUGGAUGCGCGUGCAGCUAGGGGCAAAAGCGCUUCGGUAGCCGGUCAGAAGACUGUAAUCAAUGCAAAUUACACAUUGUUUGUAAUUUCUUGUUGACUUAAUAAUAAACUGUCAUUUCAGAGAUGAA